Messenger RNA from Plutella xylostella (diamondback moth), 2845 nucleotides. RefSeq lists its product as uncharacterized. NCBI's taxonomy places the organism in Eukaryota, Metazoa, Arthropoda, Insecta, Lepidoptera, Plutellidae. The record is from RefSeq and is a predicted model, not a curated record.
CGUAUGAUUUAAUGAAGUUACUUUAUAAUUAUAAAAUUCUUUAACAUAAAACAAAUCAGUACACAUGUAUAGGCGAAUUUAACGCUAGUAGCAUUAUCUAGCAGUUAACCUACUUGAGGUAUUUCUUUACACGAUGAAGUGAGUGGGAAAAUCAUUCAGUACGAGAAUAGAGUAUUCAUCUAUUCUACAGCAUUAUGAAAUACGAUAGGGGGGCUGAUGCUGCGAUUCUCAGGAGUCCACGGAGAUGUGCGAUGUGAAAAUCGUAUCACAAAGAACAUAAUAUUAUGUUUCAUAUUAUUUAAUAUCUGAACAUAAAUCCUUAUUCUGAGUAUUUUUCCAUAGUAAAGGUAGAUUUUCGUAAAAAAAUAUUCCGGUUCCCGGCCCCGCUUCCCGCCAUUUUGCAUUUUCCGCCGCGAACUUUCAAUAUUUAUUGAAAGUUAUUUAAAAGUAAAUUCAUUUGAUUGAAAACUUCAGUUUUAAAGAGCUGAACAUGACGGAUUGUAAUGAUUUACGAGCUUUGAGCAAAAUUACUGCAGAGGUUGAUGAAUCCCAAGUCAAAAUAAUAUUAUCGAGUCAUUGCAUUAAAGCACAACUAUUUCUUGUUGACCGCCUAAGAAAGGAGACGGAACGGCAAAAACAAAUUUGCAAAUACAUCAGCGGUGGAAAUAUUAAACUAGAAGCUGAAAUAAAGCACGCCGAACAAGAAUUUCGAAGUUUACUUACCGCCAAUGAAACCAUUAAAUCUUCUAACAUUGAAAUAAGGAAGGAUUUGUUAUUAGCUAGAGAAAAGAAAGUCGAAGUACUAAAAAGAGUUCAAUUUGGGGAGAAAAAAUAUGAAGACCUUUGGAUACAGUGCAAAAAUAGAUACGAAAGCAUCCCGUUUGUGCAGAAAUGGUUUGAGAUUACUGAGAAAAAUAAAGAGUUUCAAGAACGUAUCAAAUUCCUAACGCAAGAAGUUCAAACUCUAACUAAGGAAGUAAGAACUAGAAAGGAGUCAAUCAAAGAAAUGGACAAGAAACACUUGAUUCAAAUGGUCCAAUAUCUAGUGUCUGAAAGACCCAAAAUAAUCAAUGCUAUUAAAGAAGAAAUGGCUAAGGUAAAGGGUCUGAAUGCAGAAAUACAAGAUUACUUGAAAGAACAGGAUGUCAGAAGUUAUAAAGAGGAAAUAAGACCAGGAUUUAAAUCUGGCGACAAAUUCCAAAAAGAUAAUAUGAUGGUGCUUGAUACUGACUGGCCGAGUCUAUGUGACAAUUUCAGCAAAGAUCAAGAUCGUUUACGGAUGCCAAGACUUCAGUUAGCCUCAGGCGAUAUGGAUUUGUUAACAGUUAAUCUGGAGCAGUUUCAGAUCAAGAAGAACUCUGUGGCUCAAGUCAAGCGCACGGACUCCAACUCCAUGACCCUGCAUGGCGUCCCCAGCGUGAGACCUGAGGAAAAGAAGGAUGCUUACUACUCCUCCUUCUUCAACAAGUCGUAUCUCGACGAGAAUGAGGCAGGCACGUCAGACACCAGGAGCUACGCUAACAAGAAACUCAUAAACAUCCUAGAUGACAUUAAUAUCGACCGGAAUGAUGCUAAGAAAAUCGUCUCCGGCGUGAACCCUAAUGCGUUGAAAAUAGUCAAUAUUGGCAGCUGCAUCUCCAAAACCGGCGAUGGUGUUGUCGCUAAGAAUAGUCAGCCACAGACUGAGUCCACGAACCCUGAACCAAUGGAGCAAGAGGAAGAGCUAGUAGUAGCCUCGGGCUCUACCAAUAUAUUGAUGCCGCCAUCUCAAUUUUUGGACAUGACUCAAGGCAGCAGCAGUGUCGUAGUUGAAGAACUGAUGGACCAAGAGGAAAAUCGAAAAGAAACUGAGAUGCCCCGCCUAAAGAAUUCUCAGGAGAAGAAAGUAUCGUUUGGGCUACCAGUCAUCGAGGAAGUACCAGAAGAAUCCGCCCCGGAGCCCGAGGCAGCCGAGGACUGUGACGUCACAGUGUCCAGCCAACUGGACGUCAGCACCGCCAGCCAUGAGAACGACAGCUUCAGUCGGAUGAAGGACAGGAUCCUGAAGAAAUACAGCCUUGAUCUGUCACCGGACUUUGUUUAUGAGAAGAAAACCUCUGACAAGAUUGUAACUUCCAAGUUCUUCAAUAAAACUAAGGAAACUGAUAGAAAAGCUGAGGUGGAUACCCCGAAGGAGGCUGACAAGCAAAAUGCAGUGGAAGUUAUCAACACUCAAUGUGAACAAACGGCUCGGGACGAAAUUAACAAAGGCGACGCUGAUUUAGACUACAUUGGGAAUAACGCCACUGGAGAUAUAAACAAUACCAAGAAAGAAGAUAAAUCCAUUACUGGAUUUUUAUUUACUCAUGGACCUAAUGGUAUUCCGGAUUCUCUCGACGUGUCUAUGAGUACGACGGGCUUUGACGACGGCGAUGCAGACUUCCCGCACGGUAUAGAUUCUUCCCUCUUGUUGUCACCGAAGGCUGAUGUCCCUAUGCAGAUAUCUGGAGAUAAUGCUGAAGUGUUUUCACAGGAGGUUCCAAACUUCUUAUCAGGUCUACGUAAAACUGGCCUAUCCUUUUUUGGAAAAUCUUCAGGGAGCGAGCCUAAAGCAGAUGCAGGUUUGAACCAACAAGGAAAUAAUUUCAAUUUUACUUUUGGAGGAGAGAGCAGCAAGAGCCGUGGAGGAUUAUUUAGUAUGUUCCAGUAAUUUUAUAGCACCCAAGUUGAUUUUUAAGUAAAAAAAUAUCUAUAUAGUAAAGAGAUGUUUAUUUGGUAAGUAGUAUAAAAGUUAUUGAUGUAACUGGCAGGCCCUAACUGCUAUUAAUUGUAACAGAAUAAACAAUGGGGCAAAUACUUCGCUGAA